AUGGCCUUCAGUACAUCGGGCUUAGAUGCUCUUCUGCGUCGUCCAGAGCAGGAGAGCAUCUGGAGACGCUUGCUGAGGGCCCCGGUGCCUGCAAUUGCGGAACUUGUUUACAGCCGAUUCACUCAAACACCGAUGCCCAUGCCCACUGCUCAUGAUGGCCCAACCAUCCGCGUGGUUUGCAUCUCAGACACUCACAACACUCAGCCUCAGCUGCCGGACGGAGAUCUUCUCAUCCAUGCAGGUGAUCUUACCCAGUCUGGUACUCAAGCAGAGCUAGAAGCGCAGAUCGAAUGGCUCGAUCGCCAGCCCCAUCGCUUCAAGGUAGCGAUCGCGGGGAAUCAUGAACUGUGUCUGGAUCCCAAAGCUCAAGCCCAAUCACCUGGACACAAAGAGCCAGUCGACUGGAAAUCUAUCCAGUAUCUGGAGAACUCAUCGACAAUUCUUCAAUUUGGGGAUUCCAGACGCGUCAAGGUGUUUGUGUCCCCAUACACCCCGCGGCACGGGAACUGGGCUUUCCAGUAUCCACGUAAUGAGAAUAUCUGGGACAAGAUACGGAUCCCUGAGGACAUUGAUAUUCUGGUUACACACGGUCCUCCGAAAACACAUUUAGAUCUGGGACGAUAUGGCUGUAAAUUCCUUCGGGACUGGUUAUGGUCGGUAAAACGGAAACCUUUACUGCAUGUAUUCGGUCAUAUCCAUGGGGCUUAUGGGAAGGAGACUCUGUACUGGGACGAUUUUCAACGAGCGUACGAGAGCAUCAUGGAUGAGGCAAAGUGGAUGAAUUUGACCAUCUUACUGUGGCAUGCACUCCUACUGCUAAUACGGCCGAGAGAUCCAUGUGGAAUGACUGUUGUGGUGAAUGCCGCUGCAGUUGGGGGAGUUCGCGAUGAAAAGAGACGGGACGCUAUUUGUGUUGACAUCUAA
This is a messenger RNA of Aspergillus pseudoviridinutans, 924 nucleotides long. RefSeq names its product metallophosphatase domain-containing protein. The transcript has a single exon. Bases 1 to 924 code for a protein of 307 amino acids. The record is from RefSeq and is a predicted model, not a curated record. Gene Ontology annotation, molecular function: hydrolase activity. NCBI's taxonomy places the organism in Eukaryota, Fungi, Ascomycota, Eurotiomycetes, Eurotiales, Aspergillaceae.